AUGGAUAGAGGAAGAACAAAUUAUAGAAGAAAUAAUGAUGUUAGUAUAUAUAGAGAUGGAAAUAUAAAAAACGAAUGUUCAGAUGAUCAUCAAUUUUGGGCUAGUAUUGAAAAUCAAUAUUUUUCAAAUUUUGAUAAGAGAAUAAUUACUGCUUUUGAAGAUCAUAUAAGAUGUACAGAUUACAUAUGCGAUAAAAUAAAAAAGAAAAAAAUAAAUAAGAAAUUAUUUGAGAACAUAAAUUGUUACGAGAGUUCAGUAAAAAUAAAAUUAAAUCAAAAUGAGAAAAAUCUUUCGAAUAUUGCUGAUUAUUUUUCUCGAAAUAAAAACCUUAUUUUUAGAAAUAUAGAACAAGAUAAAAAUGAAAUUAAUAAAUAUUUUCAAUCUGACUUAAAAAAUGAAAGAAGAAAAAAAGAAAAAAUAUUAGAUGCUAUAAAUAGAUAUAAUGCUACUGAAAUAGAAAAGAAAAUAAACAAAAGUGAUAAACCAGUAAUAUUUGAUGAAAAAAAAAGCAUAAUUGAAUUUAUGCCAAUGGCAAAAAAUGAAUUAUUAUUGAAUACUUUACAUCACAUAAAUCUAAGAAAUCAACAAAAAAAUUGUACAUUAAGUAUGAAUAAAAAUUCAAACUUUUUUAGUACUAAUAAAGAUGAAAAUUUUUUAUUAAAAAACUGUUUUGCCAAUGGUAAUGUAUUCGAAAAUUCUGAAAUUUUUAAAAAUAGUAACUCGAAUAAUAUAGAAUUUUUUGAGUACAUGAAUAAUACCAAUAAUUUAGAAAAUAAUUUUAUGAAUAUAUGUGACAUUAAUAAUUCAGAUGAUAUUAAUAAUGUAAAAUAUUUUAAUUUUUUGAAUGAUAAUAUAAAUGAUAACACAUACAUGAAUUACGAUAUAUCAAAUAAUGAAUUCAAAAAUAAUUUAAAUGAUACUUUACAUAAACAUAAAAGUACAGAAACUAUUGAUUCAAAUACUGAUACGGUUAAUAAUGUAGGAAUUGCCAAAAAAAAAAAAAGUACUACAUCAUGUAGCAAUGAAUUUAAUGAAUCAAAUAAUAAUACAAAUAAAUUAAAUAAUAUUACACAUAAAAUAAACAAUAAUAUCAUUGAUGCGAACAAUGAUAUAAAUAUUUUUAAUGAUGAUUCUAAUUUGUUUAAUUAUUGUAUGAGCAAUUUUAAAAAUGAUUCAAACAUUUUUAAUAACGAAUCAUAUGUUAUGAAUAAGCCAAAUAAUGUAGUGAAUACAAUAAACGGUGAUAACGCAAAUAGUAUAAAUAUUGACAUGGAAGAGAAUAUGAAAAAUCAGAUUAAUUGUAAUUUAUAUGAUGUAAGCAAUAGCUAUGAAGUUAUGAAUAAUAAUCUUAAUAAUUUUAAUAGUAGUUAUAACAUUUUUAAUAACUGCUAUAAUAAUUCUUUUAAUAAAAUUUCUAUGAACAAUAAUUAUAUUACUAUGAAAAAUGAUUUCGAUAAUAAGUUAAGUGGUGGUGAUAUAAAUAUAAAUCCUAAUUCUAUGAAUGAUUUAAAUAAUUUAUAUUCGAAUAAAUUAGUUAAUAUAGAUCAGUAUAGUAAUGCAAAUAAAAUUAAUGAUUUUUAUAAAAGUUCUAAUUUAAGUGAUAAUAAUAUGAUUAAUAUAGAAGAUUAUCAUACGGAUAACUUCAGUUAUAACAAUGAUAGUGUUAUCUUAGAUAAGAAUUUAUGUGAUAAAUAUUCCCCAAAAUAUUUUAUGCAUAAUUCAUUAGCCUUGAAUAGUUUAAAUAGUGAUUAUAAAAGUAAUUUAUUUAAUAAACAAUUAACGGCUCAACAUUCGAUGAUUAAUGAAAAAAACUACCAAAAUCAAAAUGAUAUACAGAAUUAUGAAAAUAUAUUAGAUGGUAAUGCUUGUAUAUUAAAAAAUGACAGAAUUUAUAUGAAAAGAAAUGAAGAUAUAAAAAUUAAAAAAAAUAAUACAAAUGAUGAAAAUAUAAAAUAUCACUUAGAUAAAUUUAAAAAAUUAAAUAAAAAUGUUAAACAAGAUAAUAAUUUUUUUGAUCCAUUUCUAAAUAAAAAAUACGACGGUGUUGGUAAACUUCCCUAUAUACAAAAUAAGCCAAUACCAAGUGGUUUACAUAUUUCAAUAUAUAUACCCAAAAGUUAUAAUUUUAAAGAAAAAAAUGAAAAAAAAAAAAAAAAACCAUGCAGUGUAGAAGAUGUUUAUGAAAAAGAGAAAUUGGCCAAAUUAUUAACAGAAAUUACUUUUGGCGAUAAAAAAAAUAUUUUAAAUUCAAAAAUGUCUAUAGAAGAAAAAGAAAAGUGUUAUAAUACUAUUUUGGAUGAAUUAAAAAAUUAUAAUUCCUUACCAAUAAUACUAGGUAAUAUUUUACCUUAUUGGGUGAAACGCAAAAAUAAAAGUCAUUUAUACAAAAUAAAAAAUUUAAAGAAAGUUAAUGAAAAGGCAAAAUACAUUCACGUUAAAAAUUUAAAUAAAAAAUUAAUAUCCAAAAAUAUAAAAAAGGAUAAAAAGCAUUUAACGACUGACAAAAUAGAAAAUGAGGAUUUGAAAAAAGAAGAAGAUAUAGUUAUAGAAGAUAUAAAUGAUAAAAAAGAAAAUGUUCAAUUAAAUAAUUGUCUUGAUAGAUUAAAAUUGGAAGAAUAUGAAAUUAAUAACAGAGACAAUUCAGAAAUAUGCGAUAAUAAAUCAAAAGAAGUAAAUGAAAAUAAGGAUGAUGUAUCUCCAAAUAAAAUGGAAUACACAAAACUAAAAAAGGAAAGUGAAGAAAUUCAUUUUAUUAAUAUAGAAAAUAUUAUUUCUGACGAAGAAAAACAAAGAAAAACUCCCAGUAAAAACAUAAUAAACGAUGUAAAAAAAGAAAGCACAAAAAACGAACUAACAAAGGAAGAUUUUUGUGAUGUUACAUCGAAUGAACAAUUUAAUAUUGAAGAAAAAAAAAAUUAUGAAACUAAUAUUUGUGAAAUUAGUCUUGCACCUUUAACAAAUAUAGAACAAUGCAAUCAAAACUUUAUAAAUGAUUCUUUUAAUAAUAAAAAUGAUAAUAUAAAAGAUAAAGAAAUUAUAUAUGAUGAUAAUAUUAAUGGCAAUGAAAAUAUUUUAAUCAAUGACUUUAAGGACAAUGCUAUUAAGGGAGAACAAAGUGUUACUACAGAGAAUUUAAAAGAAUCAUCAAAUAAUAAGAAAAUGGUUUUUAAAAAGAAAAGUACAUUUUAUAAAUUUCAUUAUUUGAAACAUUUUAAAUUUACAAUUCCUAACAGUACAAUUAUUCCUUUUAAUAGUUCCAUUUUUUCUUUGCAAAAAAAUCAUUACAAAUCCAACGUGUAUUUUGAAUAUGUUUUAACUAAUAUAAAUUUAGACAAAUAUAGAAGAAAUAUUUUAAAUGUAAAUUAUAAUAAUAACAAUUCUAUUACAAAAAAAAAUCGUAUAUAUUGUAUAAAUUUUAAUAAAAAUAAAACCUACAAAGAUAAUAAUAUAAAGAAAAAUAUAAAAAUGUCUAAUGUAAUGAAAUCAUUUUCAUUAAAUAAUAAAAUGAAUUUGAAUAUGAAUAAAAAUAAUAAUAAAAAUAAUAAUGGAAUAGAAAAAAAUAUAAAUUUAGAAAACAAUACUUUAGAAGGGAUAAAUGAAGAUAGUAAACAGAAUAUAAACAGAAAUAUUAGUUUAUAUGAAAGAGAUUUAGUUGUAAACGAAGAAAAUAAAAAUGAGGAUAAAAAUGAAAUGAAGAUUGAUAGCUUCAAAAGCAUGUUAGGUUUAAAUAAUUUAAAAAAUAUAGAUAAGGCAAAUAUAAAAAAUUUAAGAAAUAUAAAAAGCAUUGAUAAAGAAAUAUGUGUAUUAUUUUCUCGUUAUGUAUACAACAUAAGGGAACAAAAAAAAAUUAUAAAAAAAUUAUUAGAAAAUAUAAAAAAUGAAAAAAAGAAACCUUAUAAACAUUGGUAUUCUAUAGAGGAUAAAAUGAUUAAUUUUUACAUUAAUGAAUAUCUGAAAAAUAAAUUAAAUACAAAACAUACAUAUACAUUAUCCAAGCAAAUAGUAGAUUUAUUAAUGUUAAGAAUUAUAGUUAAUAAUAGCUUUCAAUUACCAAAUAAUUGGACAGAAAAAGCCUUAUGCAAUAUUUGUAGCCUUGGGGAAGACUGGGAAGAAAAUCCGAUAAUUUUUUGUGACUGUUGUUAUACGCCUAUGCAUUUUUUUUGUACUGGAUUUAAAAAUAUUAAAAAUUAUAAUUUGGUUAAGAGAAAUUCAAAGAAAGAAGAUAAAAGUGAAUCAGAAACAACGAAUAAAAAUUAUGAAAAAGCUAAUAAUGAUUUCUCAAAAAAUAAAAGUAUAAAUAUUAUUGAAUCCCUAUUAUCAGAUAAUUUUAUUAAUAUAAAUUCACUUAAUAGCAGUUUUAAUACAACUAUAAAUGCAGAAAGAGACACUUAUAAUUUAUCUAGUAAUAUUGGAUCAUUAAUGAAAAGUAACAUAAAUGAUAAUAUUCAUCAAAAAUUAGAAUAUAGCGAUACAAAUAUAUUUUUAAAAAACCUUAAUAAUGAAAUAGAAAACAAUAAUAUAUCAUCUCCAUAUAUAAAGGAAGAAAAUAAAAAUAUAAAAAAUAUAAAGAAAGCAGAUAACCAUGGUAUAAAUGAAACUAUCAGUAAUAUAGAAAAACAAGAUAUAAAUUAUUCAGAAAACGGAGCAAAUUUUAAAAACAUAGGUAAUAUUAACACUGGGGAAAAAAAUAUUACUUCCUUAAGUAAUGUAAAUAAAAAUAAUCUUAAUAAUGAUAUGAAUAAGAUAAAAAUUCAGAAUGGAGAAAAUAAUGAAAAUGGGAAAAAUGCUGAAGAAGAGCAAUGGAUAUGUCCAUUAUGUUCUUACUUAAGAAAUCAGAUUUUAUUUAUUGAAGAUUCUAAUGCUUUUAAAAUUAUUAGGCUUUUAAGUGGGCCAAGAAAAAAAAAAGAUAUUGACUUUUUAGUAAAAUCAUGUAAUGAAUUUCCCUAUGACAAUUUACUAAAUGAUAUUAAAAAUGAAUUAGCCUCAUAUAACCCUCCAGAAGAAAUAAUUGUAAAUAAUAUUUCUAAAUACAAUUAUAAAUACAAAUCUAUAUUAUUAUUAUUUGAUAUUGAUAAAGAUAUUAAUCAUUAUAAAGAAACUUAUGGUAUAGAUAUAAAAGAUGCACAUGAUUUUUUUGAAAGCGUUGUUCUUAAGAAUUCUGACAAAUAUAAAUAUAAAUAUUUUUUCAAUUCUAUUGUAAUUAAUAAAAUAGAUGAUGAAAAUAAGGAAAACAAAUUUUUAAAUGAAAAUUUAAAAUUAUUUCGUCAAGAAUCAUGCUGUAUUAAUGAAUUUUCUGAAGAAAGUGAAGAUAAUGGAGAAAAAGAGGACGGAAAUAAAGAAAGGGAAGAAAAAUAUAAUAAAAGAAAAAGAGAUAAAAGAGUAUUCCAAAGUAGAACUGCUAAAAGAGAAGAAAAAAAAAAAAAAAAAUUAAAAGCAAAACUAUAUCAUAGUUUAAUGAAGGAUAAUAAUAAUAGUAGUAAUAACAAUAAUAAUAAUGUAGUAGUAAGAAAAAGAGGUAGACCAUUAGGAAGUACUAAGUUUAAUAAAAACAAAUUACUUAAUGUGAUAAAUAAAAAUAAUUCAAAAAAUUUUAUCAAUAGAAAUAGUAGCAAUAAUAAUAAUAUAAUCAAUAAUAAUAAUAUGAAUUGUAAUAAUGAUGGUAAUAAUAAUAGUUAUAAUGUUAUUAAUAAUAAUAAAGAUAGUAAUAAUAGUGUUCAUAGCAUUAAUAAUAUUACUAAUAAUAAUAAUAACGAUGAUAAUAACAAUAUACUAUCAAAUAAUAUUUUAGAGCAUAAUAAAUUAGAUGAAAGAAAUAUAAAAAAUCAAGAAAGGAACAAAAUAAUAGAAAAUAAUUUGAAUGAAGCAGCAAAUAAUGAAGAAUAUAAUUUAAUUAAUUACAAUUUUCCUUCAAACAAUAGUGAAUUAAAAAAAAAUUUAUUAUAUCUAAAAUAUAAUUUUAACAAAAAUUUUUCUUUUAUCUUUAAGAUUCCAACAUGCUGCAUAUGUGAAUUUGAUGCCUUUUAUCUAGGAGGGGGUCCUAUUAAAAGAACUAACAAAAAGAAUGAGUGGUGUCAUAUACGUUGUGCUUUAAUUAGCAAUUGUGUAAUCAGUGAUAAAAUUGAAAUAAACAUUAAAGAAGAAAAAACAAAAUAUAAGUGUUCUUUAUGCUUAAGAACAAAUAAUAUAGGUAUAAUAAAAUGCAAUAUUGCAGAUUGCUAUAAAUAUUAUCACAUAUCAUGUGCUACAUCAUCAAGUAAAUAUUUAAUUGAAUAUAAUGAAUUUAAUAAAUUAGUUUUAUUUUGUUCUAAUCAUUCUCAAAAGAAAGCACCAACGGAGAUAUUAAGAAAAUAUCAAAUUCUUCGAGAAAAAGAAUAUAAUAAAAAUAAAUUAGAAGAUAAAUUAAAUAUUGCUAAAAUUUUUGAUGCAUACAUAUUGCAGUCAUAUUUAAAAAUAAGUGAUUUAAAAUUAUUCAAUUUGCUUUCAUUAUCAUCCUUAUCUAUAUUUGAAAAAUUCAUCUAUUUUAAUUACAAUAAAUUUAGUGAAAAUGUAAAAAGUAAUAUUGGUAUUAUUGAUGAUUUUAAUGAAAUAUGUCAAAAUUAUGAUCAUAAUUUUUCAAAAGAAAGAAAUGAACCCUUUAAUAAUGCAUUGGAAAUAUGUGAAAUGAAUAAAAUUAAAAAGGAUAAUUGUAUUAGAGAUAUUCAAAACAAUGAUGUUGAAAAAAAAGAUGAUGAAGAAACUAAUAAAAGUUUUAACGUUAAAAAUAAAAUUAAUAAUGAAGAUAAUAAUACAAAUGAUGACAAAAUUCAAAUUAUUAAUAAAGAAAAAUAUGAUGAUGAAGAAGAGCUCUUCUUGGAAUUAGAAGAGAAAAACAAAAAAAAAAAUAUACCAAUUGAUAUAUUUGAUAUAGAUAGCAUAAAUAAAAUCAGUAAUAUAAAAUGUAACAAUAUAAUAAGUAUUAGCAAUUUCAAAAAUAUCUAUAAUGAAAAUUUAUUAGAUGAGGAUUCCUUACUAAAGUUGUUAACUUAUGAUUUCUUAAAUAUACAGAAAGAUAUACAAGAAUUUAAUAGUAGUAUUUUAAGUGAUAAAUACAAAAAGUUAAAGAAUUUUGAAAAUAUAUUAUUAUUAUAUCCUUAUUUUAAUGAUUAUCAAUUAAGAAAAUUAUCUGAGCUCAUACUGGAAAAAUAUCCUUCUAAUAUAUCCAAUAUUGAUAACGAUGACUCCUUUUUUGCAUUCUUUAAUAAAUUUCUUUCACUUCUGAAUAAUAAAAAUUUGAUGUUUUGUAGUGUAUGUUUAUCAAAAGCUACAUAUUAUGAGAAAAAUAAAGAAAAAAAUAAAAGUAAUCAAGAUGAUUUAAUUACAUUAGAAAACAAGGAUACAAAUAUUCAAAUCAGUAAAUUAAGAAAAAUUUCUUGCUCAACAAGUAAAAAAGACAAUUUUGAAAUAAAAAAAGAAAGAAGACUUGGAUCAUUAAGUGUACUAAAAAAAUGUUCUUUAUGCAAUGUAUAUAUUUGCUAUUUUUGUUGUCAUAGAAUGAAUAUAGAUAUAGUGAAAAAUUAUUUAAAUGAUGAUAUAGAAGAUCCAGCAGUUAAUAAUUACAAAUAUGGUAAAUUAAAUAAUUUCUUAUAUAAUAGUGUGGGAAGACCGAGUAAGUAUAAGAGAAAAUACAAAAUUGAUUUUGUUAAUAAUAAUUGUAUGAAUAAAAAUAGUAAUUUGAAUUCAAUUGAUGUUAUUAAUAAUAAAAAUUGCGAAAAUAAUGAUAAUAUGCAUGAAAUAAAAAAGGAGAUUAAAUUAAAUAAAUAUAAUUUUUCAUUAAAUAAUAUAGAUAUCGAUGCUUCUCCAUGCAAAGAUAAAAUAAUAAAAAAAGAGAAUUAUAAAAAUAUACCUCUUAUAAGUAGGAAAAAAAUAAAAAAAAAUGAAAUUAACAUUUUAAACAAACAUGAGGUACUUCAUAAAAGUAGAAAGGAUUUAGAUAUUAUAAAUAAAAAGGAUGGGAAUUUUACAAAUAAAAAAUAUUUUAAUGUAAUUAAAAAGAAGGAUAUAAAUAUGAUAAAUAAAAGAAACAUUGAGGAAAUUAAUAAAAAUAGUAUUAUUGAACCUAGUAAAAAAGGAAUAAAUAAAAUAAUUAUAAAUGGAGUUAAUGAAAAAAUUACCAGUGAAAAAAAUAUUAAAGAAGAUAAAAAUGAAAACCAAGAAACUAUUGAGGAAAUAAUGCAUGAUGCAAAUAGAAAGGAUAGUAAGGAAGUCAAAAAUAUAAAUGAAAAAAGCAAUAAUAAAGCUAAUAAAACAGGUAUAAAUAAAAGAAGUAUUCAUCAACUUAAUAUUAUAAAUGACUAUACGAAUAAAAAAGAAGAUGAAAAUGAAUUUAUAUGUCCAAGAUGCGAAUAUUUUAAGGUAAAAAAAAAAAUAGGAUUUUGUUCAUAUUGCCCUAGAUUAGAUGGAUUUUUAAAUUGUUUUGAAGAUAAAGUAAAAAAAGAAUUAAUAUUUGUUCAUCCAAAAUGUUUAGAGUAUGUAAAUACUGCUUAUUCUAAAAAAAAUAACAUUAAUGAGAUAAAGGCAGGUUCUAAUAAAAAAAUAUGUAGUUAUUGCAGAAUCAGACAUGGAAUUGUCCUUACUUGUAGCAAUACUGAUUGCGAUACUUCUUUUCAUAUAUCAUGUGGGAUUUUACUUGGUUGUAAAAUGGAUAACUUUUUUGGUAGAGUAGAUAUUUAUAACCCUAAAAAAGCCUAUUGCUUUAAACAUACAUUUCAGUACUGUAAAAAAAAUAGUUUGGUGAAUUUUAUUAAUACAAAUAAGUUAUUUUUCUUCGAAAAUUUCUUAUACUUUCCAUUUAAUCAUUUGUAUAAUUUUCUAAUGGGGACAUAUAUUUUUAAUUGUUUGAAUAAAAAGUAUGCCAAUUUUUUAAUGAAACCAAUUAAAAUAGACGAUUAUUUAUCAACUAAUAUCUUUGAAAAAACACAAUUAAAUAUGAUUAAAAAGAGCACAAAUUUUGCUUCCAAUGAACUAAAAAAAAGUUACAAAUGCAAUAAAUAUAGUUUGGAGGACAAAAGAAAAUUCUUUUUAAAAAACAAUGUUGAAGACAAAAAAUAUAUGGAUUAUUAUAAUAGUGAAAUAGCUAAUAAGGAGAUAAAAUUAUUAAAUGAUGAAAACUCAAAGAACGUACUGGAUUCAUUAAAAAAUAUUCAUUAUAAAAUUAAAAGUGAAAGUAAUAAUUCUAAUUUUAUACAUAAAGAAACAGAACAUUUUCUAAUGUCAUCGGACAAAAAUAAUACUUUAAAUAUAGGAUCAGACUAUUCUAAGGAUCCAUCAGUAAAUGCAAACCCCCAAAUCAAGAAUGAUUUUGUAUUCAUUGACGAUAAUUUAACUGAAAGUGCUGUUUCUGUUUUAUCUGAAAAUGAAACAGAAGAACUUAAAUCCUUCCAAAAUGUUUCUUUUUUUAACUGCAAAAGUAAUACAUAUAUUAAUAAUAUCAUUCAAAAUAGUUUUAUGAGUUAUAAGAAAAAAAUUGAAGAAAAUUAUAAUAUUCCAUUUAAUACUGAAAGUAUAACAAGUAAUAAUUACAGUAAUAAUUUUAAUGUAGAAUUGAAUGAUAAAAAAAAUAAACAAAGCACAGUAGUAGAUAAAAAUGAUAAAUAUGGUUACUUAGAAGACAAGAGAAAAAUAUAUAUACUUCAUGAAAAGGAUAAAGAUAGCUUAAAAAAAAGUUCAUUAAAAGAUUCGUAUGCAUAUUUUAAACAAAAUAAUAAUAUUAACAUAAAAAUAGAAGGAAAAAAAAAAAGAAAAGAGAAACAGAAAGAUAAAAAAAAUAAAAAUAAAAGUAAUGAUGAUAUAGAUGACUUUGGGAAUGAUUUGAAUGUAGCUAAUGAAAAGAAAAUAAUACAAUUAAAUAAUAAUAUUGGUGAAACAGAUAAAGAGAACCAAUUUGACGUUAUUAUUGGAAAUAUUAAUGGUGUUAAUGAGUUAAUUAAGAAAGAUAAAAAUGAAAUAGAAAAAACAAAAAAAAAUAAAAACGAAAAUUUAAAAAUAAGUGAGAAUACAAAAGAAGAAAAAAAAGAUAUAAAAAAAAAUGAAGAAAGCAAAGAAGAUGAACAAAUAUUUUGCCCAGUAUGCAAAUGUUAUUAUGAAGAAUUAAGUGAUGGAUCACCAGCCGAUGGCUUAAACUGGAUUGGAUGUGAUAAAUGUGAAAAAUGGUAUCACUGGAUUUGUUGUAAAUAUUCUAUUGAUAACCCACCUGACAUAGAUAAUGAUUGGUAUUGCAAUGGUUGUUUAAAUAAUUGA
Messenger RNA from Plasmodium relictum, 10275 nucleotides. RefSeq names its product conserved Plasmodium protein, unknown function. The record is from RefSeq and is a predicted model, not a curated record. Lineage: Eukaryota; Apicomplexa; Aconoidasida; Haemosporida; Plasmodiidae. The coding region runs from base 1 to 10275 and encodes 3424 amino acids. The transcript has a single exon.